Messenger RNA from Prorocentrum cordatum, 1115 nucleotides. The record is from the annotation of a GenBank genome assembly. Lineage: Eukaryota; Dinophyceae; Prorocentrales; Prorocentraceae.
GCCCCCUGGCGCAGGGCGGCCCGGAAGCCGACCAGGGACUCCUGCGGGACCAGAUCCUGCAGAAUCGCCAGGAGUUCGAGGCCGCCAAAACGAAGGGCUCAUCGGAGCCUGUAACCCAGGCCUGCUCUGCGGCUUCGGCGGCCAGUGCGGAGACGGCCCCAGAGGCAAAGGUCAAGACUUGGAAGUGCUCGGACCCGAAGUGCAUGUUCAAGAACUUCGGGGUUCGCGAGCACUGCUGGAUGUGCACUGCACGGGCCCUUCCUCAUGUACUGGAGCAGCACUCGGCGAUCCGCCGUCGGGCGAUGCAGGGAGUGCAGCAGGAGACGAAGGGGGAGCCGCAGGGCGCUGUCAAGCUGAAGGUGCACGAGGGCAUCUGCACGAAGGAGACGGAGGAUCAGCUCACAGUGAAGGAGAGGUUGAUGAUGCUGGCCGCCGAGAGGGACACUCUUUGGGCGAUCAGUUGCCGGCUGGAGGAGGAGAGCAGGUGCUUCGCGCAGUCGGUGCUGGAUCGCAGGCUGGACAGCGUGCUGACUCCUCAGCCCGCUGCUUCUACAUCGGAGAUGGUGCCUCCCAAGACGAAGACGAACAGGAACGUGUUGGACUACGCGUUCACGUUGUGGAGGCGCCAGGUCGUCCGUGACCGCGGCUGUGUCUCCACUGGCGGGAACGCCCACGACUUCAAGAACUUCAAUGGCAAUGGUGUCGCCGAGCAGAGCGUCUUCUGGGGCCUCGACACGCUGGGCCAUGGCGCGAACUACGGGGAAGACGAGGCGAAGGACCACGGGCCGAAUCCCGUGGGCGCAGGGCUCUACGGCCACGUCGGUGGCGGAGACUUGGGCUCUGAUAUGCACGAUCGCGACGACGGCGAGGAGUUCACAAGCGGCAUCCCGGACCUGCCUCCGGUGCCGCUCUGGCCCUCCUUGCUUGUCGAGCUGGACGUCGUCACCGACAGCACUGCAGCUGUUGCCAAGGACGGCGACGAGUUGACUGGCGAACACUACCGAGCGAAACUCGAAAAGUGCUUGGCCCUCUUCUAUGACUCGGGCAGCAGCUCUGACAAGUCGAAGGCAAUUGAAGAGGUCAAGGCGAUGCGUGCCAUGGCCGCCGACUGGUGA